AUGCCCCAGCACACUCCCCAUCAAGUUAACGCACCUGAUAACUCUGACUCGUCUGAAUAUGAAUCAGACUCUGGUCCUGGGUCUGUCGGCGCCUCGUCAAUUAGCCAGCCAUCGGCCUUGAAUGGUCGGAUGCCGCGACAUGAGGACAUGGAGAUCAUCCGGCGCUUACAACUCGAAAACCAAACGCUCAAGAACAAUAAUCGUGCUUUAGGCGAGACGAAUAAGACAUUAUCAGCAAAUCAACGGCGAUCGUCUUCGAGUACCCAAAUUCCAGAUGAGCUUAAAGCUUUUGACGCUGAACUUGCAACUUUUUCCCGCAAGUAUGGUAUCAUUGCAGAGAUGUUCCCACCCACGCACCGCAUCCUCAAACUUCCUGUGCCAAAGCCUCCACCUGCCAUCCUAUCUGGGAGCCGCUAUGCAACCAAGAGCGCAGAAGAACUCUGUCUUAUAACAGAGCUAUACUCGCUUCUCCCAGAUCAUCUCCAUCGCUUUGUACCGACUACUCAUUUCCAAUCGUUGCUGGGACAACAUCUUCAAGGUGGUCGCUCAAGUGAGAUUGGCAAGUUGCGAGUGAUGGCAGGGCGUAUUUUUGGCCUUGAUUCUUCCUACUUCGACACCAGUUUUACGAAGCGAGAUACAAUCCCCGACAUCCAGAACUGCUUGGUCAACCACCUUCGAAGUUUCCACCCGUCCUUUUUACGAGGCAAGAAAUGGACCCAACGAUGUCAACAGUUUUCGCCGCGCGCUAAGUGUAAUGCUCGGAAGUGGGGCAUAACAUCAUGCACCCCCGGUCUUCUUGCCUGGGGCUGGGUCGCGUUGAUUUUUAUUCUGUCCUCGGACACUUCAUUCACUAAAGAUGGAGUUGGUGCAAGAUCUCGACUACCGUACGCAGCCAUGUUCACGGCCUACAAGCAACUAUGGGUCACACUUUGGGAAGAGCCCCGCAUUAUUUCAAUCCGUCAGAAAAUCGACACUCACGUCUGGCAGUCCUCAACCUCGAAUGUUGCAGCUUCAGAAGCCGAAGGCGAAGAUUUCACUUCUGACUUAAUGCGCUUAGCCCUUGCUAAUGCUGGCCGCAAAGAUUCAGAUUCUCCGACUAUCAAUGAAGAUCCCGCACCUCCCACAACCUCUACUUCACCAACAAUUGACACUCCAGUUGUCAUUGCGCCACCUGUCCCUCCCACUGUACAAGCUAUCACCCCUGCAACAUCACUGCAGGCCACUGAAACUAUCAUCAACCCAGUUCCCAUUUCCGCCGCUGUUCAACUUCCAGUCUCGCUCACAGGCAAUACCAAUGUGCCUAUAGUUGCUGUUACCACACCCACUGCACUUGUACCUGCCGCUGCUGUUACUGCGCUCGUUGUGCCUGCUGCAGCUGUUACUGCUGUUGUUUACUGA
Suillus subalutaceus is the source of this 1398-nucleotide messenger RNA. RefSeq lists its product as uncharacterized. The transcript is spliced from 5 exons. NCBI's taxonomy places the organism in Eukaryota, Fungi, Basidiomycota, Agaricomycetes, Boletales, Suillaceae. The record is from RefSeq and is a predicted model, not a curated record. The coding region runs from base 1 to 1398 and encodes 465 amino acids.